ACGAAAUUAAAAAAAAGUCAUUUUCUUCAGAAUAAUUUUUCAAAAAAAUAUAGAAAUGAAAACUUGGUUUGUUUCAAAUGUUUAAAGAAGAAUUUAUUCAACUGAAUUUGCUGGUCGUAUAUAUAUCUUACCAUAUCGGCAUCCUUCCAACGAUUUAGUCUUUAGACCAACCCGGUCGUCCACAAGCGGAAGUGGAUUUUAAUACAGGAAGUAUACAAUGAAUGAUGAGGAUGAAAACAAACUGAAGUAAUAUUUUGAUUUAUACACAUUCAAACUAAAGCCAAAAUGUCUCGUGCGAUGGUGCCUAGCCAACAAAAGUUGGCGGAGAAGUUGACGAUCCUAAACGAUAGAGGAAGGGGGAUGCUAACACGAAUAUACAACAUUAAAAAGAUGCUUGGGAACCCUGACAACAAGCCAGGUUUUCUUACAGAUAAAUCUUAUGAACCGGUUUACAGAUAUUUGUUAAGGCGAUUUCCAAACGUGGACAGCAAGUCGAGCACACUGCAAGUGAUCAACAACAUUAAACAGGAUGUGGUCAAGUCCCUAUCUCUGUACUACUUUACCUUUGUGGACAUCAUGGAUUUCAAGGAUCAUGUUGUGGACUUGCUGACGACAAUUGAUGCAUGUCAAGUUCACAUGGACGUUACCUUGAACUAUGACCUGACAGUGAACUAUCUGAACCUGAUUUCAACCUAUGUUUCCAUAAUGAUCCUGCUGUCUCGGGUGGAGGACCGGAGAGUGGUGUUAUCUCUGUACAGCGUGGCAUACGAAUAUCUUCAUGCCUCAUGUGAUCCGUCUUUCCCUCGGCUGGGGCAGUUGGUGAUUGACUAUGACAGUCCUCUGAGGAAGCUGUCAGAGGAGUUUGUUCCUCACUCUAGGGUGGUGGUUCCUGCCAUUAUGUCUCUUCACAAGAUUUACCCUAAGAGGAACCUCCCAGCUGACCAGAUGAGAGCCACCGGCAUGCUCAGUCUACUGGCCGAGCCACUGAAAAUCAUGAAUGUUCCCAACACGGACAUGGUGCAGUGUGAAUACCUUUCACUGGAUUCCAUGGAGAGGUGGAUUAUUUUUUCUAUGAUGCUGUGUCACCAGUAUUUACAGGAGGCCCAGUUGUGGGACCUGUGGAAAACAGCGCUUCAGUCAGGGUACAUAAUCCAGCUGUGUCGGGAUGAAGUCUUGCACAUACACAGCUACAUCAACACCUUCUUUGAAAGUCUCAAGGGACAUAACAUGUCCAAGAGGAUAACUGAAGUGAAGGACCUCCAGCACCAAGCUCUGCUGUCAGCUCCAGGCAUACACAGAGAGAGGAGAAAGUUUCUGAGAUCGGCUCUGAAGGAGCUGGCCUUGAUUUAUACAGACCAACCAGGAUUAUUGGGACCAAAGGGACUGUAUAUCUUCCAAGCCUUGGCAGUGGCUCGAGAUGAAAUUCACUGGCUGCUAAGACACUUUGAUAAUCCUCCCUCUAAGAGACACAAUGUGAAGCUUUCACAGGAGGACUUUGUAGAUCGACAGUUGCCAGAGUUACUGUUCAACAUGGAGGAACUUAAAUCUCUGGUUCGGAAGUACAACCAAGUGGUACAGCGGUAUUAUGUGCAGUAUUUGGCUGGUUAUGACUCAGUGCUGCUCAAUCAACUGAUACAGGAUCUAAAUAAAGAGCCAAACUUGGCUCACUGCCCAGAGGACGAGUCUGUUAUUUUGUCAUCACUGUACAACUCCAUAGCAGCAGUGUCUGUCAAGCAAGUUGAAGCUAAUGACAUGUUUGACUUCCGUGGAAUCAGAUUGGACUGGUUCAGACUGCAGGCAUACACAAGUGUGAGUCGUGCAGGCCUGGUUCUGAGGGACCACUCGGAUCUAGGUAAACACCUCAAUAUGAUUGUCUUCCACACCAAGAUGGUGGACUACCUGGAUGAACUCCUGAAUGAAGCCGGAGAUCUUUCAAUAUAUUGCUUCUACACUCAGAUAUUUGAGCAUCAGUUUAAGCAGUGUAUGGAGUUCCCAGCCCAGCAUCGAUACAGUAUAGUGUUUCCCAUUAUAUGUGGCCAUUUCAUGAAUGCCACACACGAACUCUGCCCAGAGGAACGCCACUCCAUUGGCACCACCAGUGUACAGUACGCUCACUGGUUCCUGAAGGAAAUGUCCGAUGAAGUCAACCAGGUCAUCACCGCCAUCUGUGAGGAGCAGUGCAUGCUCAACUACAAGCUUCUACCCAAGCACAGUGCAGCCAGCAUUCUCCAGAGUUCCAACAAACACAAGAAAAAACAGGACAAGAAGAAACAUGUGGGCCCUGAAGAAGAAAAGCCAGGAGUUGAGAGUGCUCGUAAAAACAGGGAAAACUUUACAAGGAUGGAUAAGUUACACAUGGCCUUGACAGAACUGUGUUAUGCUGUAAACUACUGUAAUGUGAUCCAAGUUUGGGAACAUGGUUUUGUACCAAGGGAGUUCUUCAUUCAGCACCUGGAAACCAGAUUUAACAAAGCUUUAGUGGGCAUGAUGAUGUACAACCCUGAUACGAGUGAAAUUGCCAAGCCAUCGGAGUUACUAAGCAGCGUCAAGGCCAUUAUGAGUGUUUUACAAGGACUUGAAAAUUAUGUUCAGAUUGACAUUGCCCGGGUGUUUAACAGCGUGCUACCUCAGCAGACACAGGCCACUGAUAGCUUUAAUGGCGAAAAGACCAUCACGGCCAACUAUACUAACUGGUAUUUGGAGGUGCUGCUUAGAAGAGUGACUGUAAAUAUAGGUCAGAUUGUGUACUCUCCAAACCGCAAGGCAUUUGUUACCGUGGCAGCAGACAACAAUAGCAAAGAGAACCUCUACUUGGCAGCAGAGGAGUAUGCUGAUCUCACUGAACUGAGAGCUUUGGCUGAAUUGAUUGGACCAUAUGGGAUGAGAUACUUGGGGGAACGACUUAUGGGCCACGUUGCAAGUCAGGUGGAUGAGCUCAAGAAACUGGUGAUCCAGAAUAAAGAGGUGCUAUUUAACAUGAGGACUAGUUUUGACAAACCAGAUGCCAUGAGGGAGCUGUUCCGUCGGUUAGGAAGACCCGUUAAGCAGCCAGGAAAUACUAAAAACCAGGUGUCAGAUGUGGACAGUGUGUUGAUGAGAAUGACCAUCAUAGGGAUCUUGCUGUCGUACCGGUCAUUGGCUCAGGAGGCCUUGCUAGAUGUGCUAGAGGACAGAAUUCCAUUUCUGAUGGCCUCAGUGCAGGAUCUAAAACAUUUUGUUCCCAACAUGAAAGACACCAAGUACUCCAACAUGAAGCAGCAGGUGGUUAAUGAGAUGGCGUCUGCGGCCGGACUCUCCUGUGACAUCGACCCGCUACUUAUCAGCGCUUUGCGAUCCCAGAAAAAUGAGCCCCGCAAAGAAUAUAAGGACACUGCCAGAACAUCCACCUCUAGUGUAUCUAGUGACCCAGAAGUGACCAAUGAGAGUGACUAUGAGCUAGCAUGUCUGCUGAUGGUAUUUGUGGCAGUUUCCAUUCCCACGCUGGCAAAAAAAGAUGUAUCUGUCUUCAAGGCAUCAUUAGAAGGGAAUCUGAACAACUGUCAUUGUUUGGCUAAGGCAGUGAACCAGAUAGCAGGUGCUCUGUUCACAAUCCAUGGACCUGGAGAUGUGUCAGAUAGAUUACAGGAAUUUCUAGCUCUUGCAUCAUCAAGCUUGCUUCGACUUGGUCAGUCCCAGGAACAUGAUAAAGAGUUUGUUAAAAACAGAGAAUCUGUGUAUAUACUAUUGGAUCUGAUUGUGCAGGAGUCUCCCUAUCUGACAAUGGAUCUGUUGGAGUCCUGUUUUCCAUAUGCUCUUCUGAGAAAUGCCUACCACACAGUUUAUAAAGCAUCUGCAGUCGACAACUAAGCCAGCCGGACAAAAAUCAACACUUCUCCCGAGUCAAACAAUUGAUAUUCUAGAUAAUGUAACACAGCAAGACUUCCGACAGAACCUGUUUGCUCCGUGGACAGAUGUGUACAAAUUUAUUUUUAUUGUGUGUAGUACAAUUUUUUUAUGAUAGUAAUAUAUAUCUUAAGAAGAAACCAAAGAUGGAGAGUCUUGUUCUGAAAGAGAAUUAUAUUCAAUAUUGUUCCAUGAUUGGAUUUAGGACAUUAGUGGAAAUGAGAAACAGAUUAUUUUACAAUUUGUGCAUUUUUGUAAUAAGUUGACUAAAAUUCAGGUAAACAGUAAAUUUAAAAUCAAUGUAAUCUUAAAUUUCAAAUUGAGAACAAUAUGCAGGUGAAUUUGAGGUACAGAACAGUAUCAAUGUUGAACAAAUGGAUUGAACAGGUGCAUAAGUGUAUUUUGUUCCAAUUAAAAGUGCAAUACAAUUUAGCCAUAUAUUUUACCUCUAUUAUAUAUAGGAUUUUAAUUCAUUGUUAUUUGCAUGUGUGAAUUCAUGUAACACUUCCAUUUAUUAAAAAUUACAUGUAAUGUAUAAAGUGACAGAAUUUUUGACAUUGGACAAGGUAUGAGAGAGAUCUGAUGUGUUAAAGUGUAGAAACAAUUUAAUCUUGUACAUAAUUUUUGUGGUAUUUUAUUAUACUUGAUUAAACAGUUGAGGUAUGACAUACAA
This is a messenger RNA of Ostrea edulis (European flat oyster), 4555 nucleotides long. Its product is annotated as nck-associated protein 1-like. The transcript has 38 exons. Bases 286 to 3846 code for a protein of 1186 amino acids. Gene Ontology annotation, biological process: neuron projection morphogenesis; cell migration; cell projection assembly. Gene Ontology annotation, cellular component: SCAR complex. Lineage: Eukaryota; Metazoa; Mollusca; Bivalvia; Ostreida; Ostreidae. The record is from RefSeq and is a predicted model, not a curated record.